Messenger RNA from Monoraphidium neglectum, 239 nucleotides. RefSeq lists its product as hypothetical. The annotation marks the transcript as partial. The transcript has a single exon. The record is from RefSeq and is a predicted model, not a curated record. Lineage: Eukaryota; Viridiplantae; Chlorophyta; Chlorophyceae; Sphaeropleales; Selenastraceae.
GCGCCGCGGACCCCCCUGGCCCUGCCGAUUACCCGCCGCCCGCCGCCGGCGCAUCCGGCCCAAUGCACGCCUUUGCUGCCCCAAAGCCCCCGAAGCUCGAUGACCUGCGGCGCCAGCUCGCCGCCCUGCUGCUGGCGAAAUCAAAGCUGGGCGCGCCGUGCUGCGCCGGCGGGCGCGGCCGCAGCAGCGGCGGCGGCGGCGGCGCUGCAGCAGCGUGCGCGGCGGCUUCAGACUGACGG